AGUUUGAUUGGCCGCUCCGGAGAUGAUACGUGAGCAUGUGCCAGAGGGAGGGGAAAGAUGGCGGAGCCGCCGAGCGUCUCUCCGGAAACUCCUUGGGGAGGAAAAGUUGACACAUCUUACAGCGACAGUGGGUUGGAUUCUGCACUCUUUGUGGAAAACAGGAAAAAAGGGAACAUUGUAUCAAGAGCUAACAGUAUUGGCUCUACCAGUGCCUCUUCAGUACCAAAUACAGAUGAUGAAGACUCUGAUUAUCAACAAGACACCUACAAAGAAACAUACAAGGAUCGCCGUCGCCGUGCUCACACGCAAGCUGAGCAGAAGCGGAGGGAUGCUAUCAAGAAAGGUUAUGAUGAUUUGCAAGCAAUUGUACCUACAUGCCAGCAGCAAGAUUUCUCAAUAGGUUCUCAGAAGCUAAGCAAGGCGAUUGUGCUGCAGAAGACCAUUGAUUAUAUUCAGUUCUUGCACAAAGAAAAGAAGAAGCAAGAGGAAGAGGUCUCCACUCUCCGAAAAGAUGUGAUGGCCUUGAAAAUCAUGAAAGUAAACUAUGAAGAGAUUGUUAAAGCUCACCAGGACAAUCCCAGUGAAGGAAAGAAUCAGGUCUCUGACCAGGUGAAGUUCAAUGUUUUCCAGGGUAUCAUGGACUCCUUGUUCCAGUCCUUUAAUGCCUCCAUCUCUGUGACAAGUUUUCAGGAGCUCUCAGCUUGUGUUUUCAGCUGGAUAGAAGAGCACUGUAAGCCACAGACCCUACGAGACAUUGUCAUUGGUGUACUGCAACGACUGAAGAGCCAGCUCUACUAAUCAAAGAGACAGUCAUGAAGGGGCACAACAUAAUUUGGAGAUAUAUGGCCAAGAAGCUCUAUACCUUCCAGUAAUUCCAUUUCAAGCUUUUUUUAGGGCUACAGGUUGGGUUUACCUCUGGAAUCCCCUCACAGUUUGCACUGCAAGCUCCUUAAAUGAGCAGAAAAGCAAUCAACUCUCUGUUCAAGGGGAUCAGUUGCUGCCAUAUCCCUCUUUCAAGUCUUGGCUCCACAUGUUCCUAUAUAUUAAUCUAGCUGAUCUGAUAGAAAUGUAUUUAUAAUAUAUCAGGGUUUCACAAUGAGCCAAAUUCUUUUCUUAAGCAUGCAGAAACACUGGCCAUUCUCUUCACCUCCGUUUGGUAAAUACUUUUUCUAAAUGCCUAGAAGUUACACAUGAGGUUUGGUUUAAGAGGCAGUAGCUAGAUAUAAUGACUUUAAAAACAGAGCUGUUUUACACACUACCAUGGCUCCAUGUAGCAUUUACCAUGGAUUAAGUGCAGAGAACUGGGGAAAUUAAGCAAUAAACUGCCUUGCUUUGUAUACUGCAUUCUGACAGUUUUUAUAGAGAGGCAGUAAGCCAUGCAGAUGCUGCAGCAACAUCCUCCUGUUGUGUAGUCAACCUUGAGCUUUUUUAAAUUGUUCAUCCUAUAUGCAAGCAUUACUUACCUUCACUUCAAUACUAUGGAUUAAGAGUCUGGCUAGGCUUAUAGAUUGUUGUGUUAGCACUAAAAGGGGAAAACUUUUUAGUCUCCCAUAGCCCUGGUUUCUAAUGAUGCAAUGAAGUGAACUUAAGCCAACUCCCCUCUGCAGCUCGUUUUUUUUUUUCUUCUUUUAUUUUUUGCUGCAAAGGUGGGUCCACUGUCUUUUAUAGGCACUGCUUUCUGGAUCUGCUGCUGGUUGGUGGAGAAGGACAUUAACUCAGACAGACCUAUUUUUUUAUUAUGACAAGCAGUUCUAAUAAAUUUGCUGUGUGGUUGAAUGAC
Molecule: messenger RNA, 1780 nt
Organism: Candoia aspera
Lineage: Eukaryota; Metazoa; Chordata; Lepidosauria; Squamata; Candoiidae
Gene: MLX
Product: MAX dimerization protein MLX
Exons: 8
Coding region: 58-798 (246 amino acids)
Biological process (GO): regulation of transcription by RNA polymerase II
Cellular component (GO): nucleus
Molecular function (GO): RNA polymerase II cis-regulatory region sequence-specific DNA binding; DNA-binding transcription factor activity, RNA polymerase II-specific; protein dimerization activity
Source: RefSeq, a predicted model, not a curated record